AUGACAUCAACAUCCUUGCUGGCCGGGGCCAACGCCAUCACGGAACUCUUGCAUUCAGUUGGACCAGUCAAGGUCCUGAGCUCCUGUGUGGGCGUCUUGUCCUUGAUGGCGCUGGUAAAGUAUCGAGGUGCCAUUCGACGUCGUGUCAAACAAAUUCAAGAAGAGUCUUGGCUUUUUGGUGCUGGUGUCACCAUGGAACGCGUCGUGGAGGGAAGCGCCACGAUUGCGGAAGACGGCGUGUUUUCCGACCUUCGGCUCUUGGAAAUGAAUCCGGAAUUUCAAGCAAAAUGCCAACAGGAAGGUCAGCCAGAAUCGUCCAUAAGUGCCUCCAACGAUAAGGGUGGGAUCCCCGUAUCGUUGAUGACUCUUUUGGCCAUUUCCGACGUCAAUGCCAAGGUCAAUGGUGGAAACAGCACCGCCGUUCAAGACAAUUUCGUCCCAAACUACCAUUUGAGUGCCAUCGACAAGAUGAAAGUGGGGGAAAGUGUCAAAGGAACUCCCACCUUUGUCCAAAAUCUCAACGACGAAUUUUUCAUUCCCAAUGACUUUAUUCUCAUGGGCCACGAUGGUGACAUGACGGCUUCCGCUGAGCUUCAAAUGGCGCAAGAUGCCGGCGUACAAGAGGAAGAGUCGCACGAAGACUCGGUGGCUUACAAGAACCGUGAGGACAGUAAAAAGACGAAGAGCUCCUUGUAUGAUCCCGAAGAUCGCAGCCUGGGUGAACCAGUGCCCGUCAAUCAUCGGUUGUUUCCCGGCUUGCAUCUCGGUUGGGGAGAUGCCUUGAACUCGCACACCAAACGAGAAAUCCUCAAGAUGCGUUUAUUGUCGAUUCUCUUGAACAAAUUGGGAGCCAACUAUUACCGUCAUGCCAAUAAGAAUGCAGGUGAAUUGUUUCAAGUGCGCAUGACGGAUGACGACAAUGCCAAAGUCAUUACAACGCCGCGGGAAUUAGUGCAGGCAUUGAUCGAUUCGAUUCCGGUCACGACGUUCAAGUGUUUCCAACCUCUCGAAGGGGAAGAUGCUUGGUCCAAACUUCCCUUGGGAGUGUUUUUGGAGACGCACAAGAACGGCAAUAUGGCUCCCGCCAUGAUGCCUCAUUCCGGAUUGGAUAUGGUAAUUCAAGGACCGCUGGCAGGAACUCGUGCGGAUGGAACGCCCAGUGAGCUUCGUCUUCAGCGCUUUGUCGGCAUUGAGGGAUUUUUGGAACAAGGUCCUCAUGUGAGGGGUCUCGAUGCCGUCCGGGCCGCCCGCAUUGCGGGUUUGUACGCCACCAUUUUGAACGGCCUCGCCACGGAACUGGAACUUCCGUUUGGUGGCUACGGUUUGACGGCCGUCUGCAACGAUUCCGCCGCCUUGGUGCAACAGUGUUUGUACGACACCACCACAAUUUAUCCCAUGACAUCAAUUGGACGAUUCUUGGUGCAGACCGUGCGGUAUGCCGAGCGGUUGCAAGAGCACCUAGCAAAUAGUGAAGAGGACUUGGAAAUGGAGAUUCAAGAGUUGCAGGCUAUCCGGGAGGCGAUGAAGAAGAUCCCAUCGGACUUGAAUGCCUCUCCUUCAGGUGCCAAGAGUGCUGCGACGCGAUUGUUGGCCACUUUCCAACCUAAUCUCCCGCUUAAGCUCAUGAAAGAUUCUCGCAACGUCAUGGAAUCUAUGGCAUAUCUGCGAGAGGAAGGAGAAGAGUCCCAAUGGAGGCGAAAGAAUCAAAAUGUGGCGAGCGAUGCGAAGAACCUUCUUGUGCAUGUGGCGAGCGAGUGA
This is a messenger RNA of Seminavis robusta, 1758 nucleotides long. The record is from the annotation of a GenBank genome assembly. Lineage: Eukaryota; Bacillariophyta; Bacillariophyceae; Naviculales; Naviculaceae.